CAUUUAGAAUCAAGCAUGUUGAACAUGAUAGAAAGCAUGCAAAAAGUUUCAAUUAAUACGAAAUACAAAAUAUGUCGGAGACUUAGAAAGGGCAUGUCCAGAGAGGAUGUAAUAGAAAUGAGAAAGGAAAGUAUGGUAGGGUUCCGCAACGAGCACCGUUUAGCAAAGCUUGCCGAAAAGAAACUUGCACACGAGAAAGCCAAAGUAGAAGAGAUUCUUCAUCGCUUGAAUCAGGACAAAGCAAGAUGGCACUUCAGAAGAUCAUUAUUUAUGAACAAAAUAAUAUCGAAGAAUUUGUUGCCAACUUUAAUUCAUGUGAAAGAUGAUAGAGGAGUAAUGGAAGCAAUCAUUAAGGUGUUACAAGAGCUGAUGACACCUGUGGAGUGCCUCAUGCCGGUGGAGAUAAUGGGAAGAAAUUAUGAGGGUCGGCAUAUUGUACAUGAACUGGAAUCAUCCAUAGUAAUGACUAAGAAACUAUUCCUAGACACCCGCGUCACAAAAGCUCUCAUUGAUUUGAUGAGCACUGUCUUACAGGAUUCAAAGGUGCUAAGCCUUGCCGAGUGUGAACUUAUCAACCAUUGCCUGUUGCUCGUGAGAAACCUCCUUCAUGUGAGCAACAUCCCUUGCCCACUCAUUAACAAAGCCAUGUACAAUCCACCAACAUCAUCCUCUUCCUCGAAUCAGCAGGCUGGAACAAGUCCAGAUGUUUUGACAGAAGACCAAAUAAUGUGGAACCUGUUUGCUCAUAGAUUUGACAAUAUCUUGAUACAGUUGCUAACUUGUGACCAGCAGCAUUUGUGGAAUGUCACCUUAGUCCAGCUUGUUUCCUUGAUGUAUCGUGAGCAGCAGCAAAGCACAAUUCGAAAGCUUAUUCAUGAGUGGUUGGAAUCUUCUCUCUCGGAGAGUUCGGAGGAUGAUGAGAACAACACCAUGUCAUCGUCAUCCUCAGAUGCCAUCUCAACAUCUGAUCCAGUAUCAGACUCCUCAGAAAGGUUAUCUCCUGUUGACAGUGUUAACAAAGGGGAGAAGACACAUCCGAAUGUAAAUGAAAGUAAUGAAAAUUCAGACACUUCAAGAAUUGCAAAAACAGAUAAAGAAGAUAGCUGCAAGGACAGUGGGUUUGGUCGCUCAGGUUCUAACAUGGACUCAUCUCCCGAAGAGUCAGUCUCUGAGGGCACUAGUCAACAUAUGGGUAUGCAGAAAACGUGGAAUUCCACAUCUACAAAUGAUGAUAGUCAGCAAUAUUCCACUGAUCAGACAUCAUCAAUAAACAAUUUGGACCAAGUCCAGAAUAUAAGUGUACAACAUAGUGAAAAUAAGCUCGAUAAUGUAUCUAUAGACCAAAUGGAUACCUCUCCUUUAGGACUUGACAAUGUCAAGGAUAGUGCAUGUGACAUGAAAGAUGAACUGAGUGAAAGAGAAAGUGACCAAGGAGGAAGUGGAGGAAGUGAAGGGGGUAGUGAAGGUAGUAGUCCAGUGCCUGCAAUGGGCCAGGAAUCCCCAAUAUCACAGAUAGACAUUGAUAGUAGGGAUCCAAAUCCUCCACAGUACAUUCAUAAUGUUGAAGAUGAAAUUCUAACAGCUGUUGGCUCAUUGUUAAUGGAGGAUGGUGGCUGUGACCCAACACCAUUAAGAGUAGAGACCAUAGAUAAUAUGGGCCAAAUGGAUGAGGAGGUUAAUCAACAAAUGUGUUCACCACAGGAAUCCAUCAAGAGACCCCCAAACAAAGAGGAGUCAGGGUCAAGUGGUGAUUCAAGUGAGAAAAAGCCUCCACCUCAGUUGCCAAAGUUACUAAAAAAUAAACCCUUAACGGGUCAGAAAAGAUCCAGACAUACAAUGUCACAGAAGAUGCUUUCAGAGAGCCAGGAGAAUAAUGAAUCAAGUAACUCAACAGGCUCAGAAUGUGAUGAGGGCCCCCAUGCCAAGAGACCACAUCAUCAGAAGCCUCACAAGAUGCUGAGCAAGCCAAGACCAGCCAAAAUGUUGCAGAAGGCGCUACAGGAAAGAAACAUCAAACGGAGUAAAUUGAUGAAGCGCAAAGAGAGCAAUAGCAUAAAGGCAAAAGCCCUCUUACAUCAUCACCCAACAGCAGAUGACAUUUCGAACUUACUGAAGGAGUUUACUGUUGACUUUAUGCUUAAUGGGUAUUCCAAUAUGGUACAGGGUUUAAGACUACAAGUUAUGUUACCCUACCAGAUUGAUCUUGACAAAUCUCAUGUUUUGUGGCUCAUUACAUAUUUCCUGCGCUUUGCUGUUGAGCUGGAUUUGGAGCUCUCACAAAUUUGCCCAGUUUUAUCUGUUGAUGUGGUUUCAUACUUGGUAUAUGAAGGAGUAGUUAUGCAAGAAGAACUGGAACAAGCAGUCCGUUCUGGUGAAGACAACCUGCUCCCUCAUGUCAGACGCCUGCAUCUUGUGGUUACAGCUCUUAGAGAAUUUUUUGUAGCUUUAGAUGUCUGUUUGAAGAAGGAGCAGAACCUAUGUAAUGCUGGGAAUUUAUUGCAGAUAAAAGAGGAACUAGGGCAACUUGUUGAAGUCCGACAGUUGUUCGUCUUGUUGAUACGCAUGUACAGGCCAGGGGUAUUGAACCUCAAUUAUCUCCAAGAUCUCAUUACAACAAAUCAUCGAUUCUUGACAACUCAGGAGGGCAACAACCUCACAAGUGCAUCCUUGCAGUGUUUCAACAUUGUAAAUCACAUCAAGCAGUUUGCCACCAUGGACAUGAUGCGUCAAUAUGGCCGUCUCCUCGAAAACUUCAACAUCAAUGAUGAAACCGUAAAUGACUGCAUAUUCACAAUGAUGCACCACAUUGCAGGAGACUUGCGUAAUGUUAAUGUUUUACUGCAGCCACCAAUUUUGAGAGUAUUUCUACGCAUUUGGAAAGAAGGCUUUGAAUUGUGUGCCGACUGGGCGGAUCUCAUAGAAUAUGUAUUAAGAAAAUGCACUCGUGUUCGCACAGAACACCCAAAUAAGGAAAAGAAAGACACACAGAAACCAGUGUCAGAACCUCUCGGCAUUGAACUGACGGAUGAAGACCUAGACCAGCUCUACUCUCUUUACACUGCUUCCACCAGUGAGCAAGAUUUAAUGGACAAGAUCAAGGAAAUAUGCUGCGAUGAUUCAAUUGAAGAACCUAUUAAGAAAGAAGUUAUCCAGAAGUUGCUUGCCCGAGGAUUUAUAACUACAAGUGAAUGUUCAAAACUUUGUGCUGAAAUACCACCAAUCGAGCCCCUGGCCAGCAAGAGUGAGGGGGCCCUGAGUGUGGAGUGUGAUGUCAUGCAAGUGAGCAGUGACUCUGAGGAAUCCAUGGAUGCACCACAGCCUGCACCAGAACCUACACUCAAGAACAUUAACAAAAAGUAUUCUGAGAAGAACAUCAACGAAGUUCACGAGAUGAUGCCACUGCUUGGCCCACUGAAAAGUAAGAAACUGGCAUCGCAGGAGGUUGACAAUGCAAAGAACUUGGAAGAGAAGAUCAUCCCAUUGCACAAGGAAACAAGUGAUUCAGUACAAGGUGCUUCAUCAGACAAGACAGAAGAAAGUGCAGAAAGCAACAUGACCUGUACUGAAGAUAGCACUGACUGGGAUGACAACACUACCAUUACAAUGCUUAUAGGCCAACUUAAAGAAGAAGGCUAUGGGGCUCAGGUCCAGUGGUUGCAACUUCAACUCUUAGAAGCCUGUUAUUCAAAGCUGAAGAUGGUUGGCCCAAAUCUACCAAAAGCAGAACCUGUUCCCUGUCAUUUCACGUUAUCAAACCAAUCUAUACCACUAGUACCUUGGACAAGUGAGCAGGAAGAAGCUUUUUCCUCCUUAAAGUUCCGCCAGCUGCUUGGAGAGCUAGGCUUUCACCUUCCUUCUGACACAGGCAAAAUCUUCCCAAGAAUUCCCCACUUUUGGUGUCCGGAAGUACUAUUUAUGGUGGCAAAACGUCUUGGACCCAUUAAUAGUAGUUCCUUGAGGGUGUCUGUCGAAUGGAUGCAGGACAUGAUGCAGCAAAUGCGGGCCAUGACCCUCACUGGUGCCCUCGGUACCCUUGGCACUCAAGGAGAUGACGACACCGCUGUCCUCAAGGAUUCGUCAUUGCUUGAUUGUGAUGACUCCUCUGAACGAGUUAGUGAUUGCUCCAUGGAAAACAAUCGCUCAAGCCCCACAUCACCUGCAUCCUCAAUAGAUGAGAAACUGACUCUGCUACACGAUGAAGAGACCGAGAGUAGUGAAUUUUCCCAAAGAAUCCCUAUGGCUGGUUUGAUGGUAUCUCCAGCAGGCGUACCAGCUGGUCAUGAGAAUCAAGAUGACCCAGACAGCUUAAUGACAUCUCCAGUACAAGUAAUAUCAACAGCUGAUGAUGUCAUGAUGAUGUUAUCAGACACUGAAGAGGCUCCUGCAUCUGUAGAAGUACCUUCUCUGUGUUCUGAAAACCUUGAAGUGAAAAUGGACACGUAGACUUUUUGGAAUGCUUUAACAUCAGUCAGACAUGUCAUGAAGGAUUAAUGUCAGUAAUGUCAGUGUUGAUGAGUUAAAAAAGUGUGGUGGAUGAAUAUAAAAUCAUUAUGAUUGAAGUCAUUCCAACAGAAAAUAAGUGAAGUUGUUUAAUAAUUUAUCUAGUUUUUAAGAUAGUAUAUUUUUUUUAAUGUGUACAUAGUUUGUUAAAUGGACUGUACGACAAUGUGUUUCAAGCACAGGAAAUUGAGUAGUGCAACAGCAGUUGCACUACUCACCCUAUGCAUGGAUGAAAUAUUGAAGUAUAAUUUUUUUUAUGAAGAAUUAUUCAUGUAUAGCUGUAUAUUUAUACUGCUAAUGCAAAAUUUCUUAUGUUUUCAUGAAUCAUUACACAUGUACAGUUGUUCAUACUUAAACAUCCCAUACACAUAAAGCAGGCACUAGGGGAGCAAAUUCUUAGCUCUUGAGUACAAAUUAUAUUACCAUGAAUAGCAGGACCAUUUUACUUUAACUGUACUGGUCUUUUUUGAGGAAAGAGGAAAGUAAGUUAUUUUUUCUAGAAAUGAUUCUUGGCAAGCUGUGAUAAUGAUAUAUAUAUGUGUAUAUAUAUAUAUAUAUAUAUAUCUUGUGAAAAAAUUCAGAUUGUGCCAUAGAAUUGUUAGAAUUUUCCUCUUGUGAUCAGGUACUUGUUUAUGUAGAUUUGUCAUGCAGGACAGUAGUUGAACAGGCCUGCCUUUGUAGAAAAACUUAUAGUAAGUUUGGAUCUCUUUCAUUAUAAGAUCAUGUUCCUCUAGUCCUUCAAGUUCUUGACUUCAAGCUCAAAGCAAAAUAUAUUUCAGGUUUUUGUGUUAAUCUUUUUUUAUUGUUAGGCAUACUUUGCAAUGUCCUCAGUGUAAUGUAUAUAUUUGUCCAUAUGUCAGUAAAAUAUUUAUAGAUAA
Molecule: messenger RNA, 5378 nt
Organism: Penaeus monodon (black tiger shrimp)
Lineage: Eukaryota; Metazoa; Arthropoda; Malacostraca; Decapoda; Penaeidae
Gene: tim
Product: protein timeless-like
Exons: 21
Coding region: 16-4443 (1475 amino acids)
Biological process (GO): replication fork arrest; DNA repair; DNA replication checkpoint signaling
Cellular component (GO): replication fork protection complex
Molecular function (GO): DNA binding
Source: RefSeq, a predicted model, not a curated record